Molecule: messenger RNA, 606 nt
Organism: Eremothecium sinecaudum
Lineage: Eukaryota; Fungi; Ascomycota; Saccharomycetes; Saccharomycetales; Saccharomycetaceae
Gene: TIM22
Product: translocation channel protein TIM22
Exons: 1
Coding region: 1-606 (201 amino acids)
Biological process (GO): protein insertion into mitochondrial inner membrane
Cellular component (GO): TIM22 mitochondrial import inner membrane insertion complex
Molecular function (GO): transmembrane protein transporter activity
Source: RefSeq, a predicted model, not a curated record
AUGGUGUAUAGAGGUUUUGGGUUGGAGCAUAUUGUCCCACCACCAAACAAGCCUUUUCAGGAAAUGACUCCUGAGGAGCAAGGUGAGUAUGGUGCUUUAAUGCUGUCGAAGUUUACUAUGUCAUGCCCAGGGAAAUCAGCCAUAAGUGGUGUUACUGGUUUUGCACUUGGUGGUGUUUUCGGUUUAUUUAUGGCAUCGAUGGCAUAUGAUACACCUCUGCAUACUCCUGCAGUUGCCGGUAACUCACCUGGUGCUGGUAUACCGGGUGCGAUGACCAUGCAGCAACUGGCUGAUCUACCACUGAAGCAACAAAUUAAAAUCCAGUUUAGUGAUAUGGGCAAAAGGGCUUAUUCAAGUGCGAAGAAUUUCGGGUAUAUUGGUAUGAUUUAUUCCGGUGUCGAAUGUGUUGUGGAGUCCUUAAGAGCAAAAAGCGAUAUUUACAACGGUACAACAGCGGGAUGCUUAACAGGAGCGGGCCUAGCAUACAAGAGUGGACCAUCUGCAGCCUUAAUAGGCUGUGCUACUUUUGCAGCAUUUUCAACUGCAUUGGACUUGUAUAUGAGAAGUGAGAGUGGUACCCCGCCUAAGAAUGACUUUAACGAAUAG